Molecule: messenger RNA, 1428 nt
Organism: Paramecium tetraurelia
Lineage: Eukaryota; Ciliophora; Oligohymenophorea; Peniculida; Parameciidae
Exons: 5
Source: RefSeq, a predicted model, not a curated record
AUGGCCACUAUCAAAAAAACAUUGCCAAGACCCAAGCAUCAAAAAUGCGAAAUUUGCCAGAAGAAUUUCUCCUUGUAUUCAUCCUCUUAUAUAUAAGAUUACUCUAAUAACAUCAAUGCAAGAGAUGUCAGCGAGCAGUGUGUUGUGACUGUGGAAGAUUUAAAGCCAUUGUAUUUUUUUAAUAAUAAAACUAAGAUUGUUGAUUAUGAUCUAAAAACCUAGCAUAGAUGUUGUUAGAUUUGUAGAGAUGAAUAACUCAAUAUUUAAGAUAUAAUUGUUAAAGAAUAGUUAUCUUUUAAUAAGAAUUCCCUUAUCACUAAACAAUGGCUCAAACAUUGUCUUCAAAAUGUUCGAGAACAGGAUCUCACUGAAUAAUACUACACAAUAUUAGGCUAAAGCAAAAAAAACUUAUCAGCUGCUGCUACUGAAGAGUUGAAAUCUAUACCAGCUAUUAUAAAUUAAGUUCGCAGUUAAUAUAACUAUUCUAUGAAAGAAUUCGACUAUUAUUUGACUAAAGAUUUAAUGGAAAACAUGCCAGCAAUAUUUAUACAAUCUGUAUUACAAUGUUUGUUAUAUUCAUAUCCAAAUAUCCAUUGCACUCAGAACAUAGUUUAGAUGGUAUAUUUUCUAUUGUAUUUUCAUUCAUAACCCCUUGUUUUCUACUUCCUGAAUUUUUUCAGAGAGGAAAUUUCUUUAGGAAGAUUUCUCGAUAAAAAUGAAAAGAUGGAGGAUGCUGAAAUUGAUUUUCUUUAAGAAAUCGGAAAAACCAAUUAUUUAAUCGAACCAACUGAUUUGCUUUAUUAUAGAAAAUAUUUGGAGAAACAUGCAGAAAAAAUGCUAUCCAAUGUUUUCUUCAAUUUUGUCAAUGUGUAAUGUUUAAUUUUUAUUUAUGAUCAUGUUUUGAAAUUUAGAGAUUACUUCGAAUUAGAGAAAAUUGUUGCUCUCCUCGGAUCAUAAUAUUUAAAUGAUUUCAAACAAAAGGGGUUAGACGACGAGUACUUCACUAAUUAGAUCAUCAAGAAUACCAAGCAGUCGGUUUUAAAAGAAUAUUUAAGCAAAGAGGAUAGAAUCAGAUUAAAUGACAAGAGGUAAACUUAUUCAAAGAGUGAAGAUAUAUUUCUUUCGUAGUUUCAAUAAAGAAUGGAUCACCAAAAUGAAACUAAAUAGAUUCUCUACUUAUUAGAUGAUUGCAUAUUAAAAAGAUAACCUCUAAACAAUCAUCAUAAAUAACUCAUAUCACAAUUGAAUCAAAAAUAACAAUAAAUAAUAACAGAUUUACUAAAACUCAACCAAAGUAAACCCAAAGAACAAGAUGAGAGUUAGUUAUAUCACAAAAUUGAAACUCAUUCUAAUUCUUCGACUCAAAUUAAAUUUGAUAAAAGUGAAUUAGUAGAUCAAAACAAAGCUUUGAUGGAGGAUUUCAUCUGA